GGAACAAUUGUAUUCCCGGAACUAUUAAGUCUACCCGGUUUUAUUUUGGGUGACAACUCUGACCAUUCGGACGGUUAUGGCGGUUCCUGGCCCGAAUAAGGACAGUAUCCGAGCUGGAUGCAAGAAAUGCGGAUAUCCUGGCCACUUGACCUUUGAGUGCCGAAACUUUGUGAGAGUUGACCCCCAGAAAGACAUAGUUCUGGAUGUAAGUAGCACCAGCACUGAGGAAAGUGAAGAGGAAGUCCUUGGUAGAAGCGGGCAAAGUCGUAGAGACUCUCCUGCUGAUGACCAUAGAAAAGAGAGGCAGAAGCAGAAGAGGAACAAAGAAAGAAAAUCAAGAAAGAGAUAUUCCUCACCAUCAAGUGAUGAAGAAGCUACCAGGAAAAAAAAGAAACGCAGCAGGUCCCUCUCCGGGUCUGAUGAUGAGAGGCGCGGAAAGAAAAAGAAACUGAAAAGUCACAAGAAGAAAAGUAAGAAGAACAAACGGGAGCAUGGGAAGCAUAAAAAGAGACAAAGGAAGAAGAAACGGGAAAGCUCCUCCAGCUCAAGUGAAUCAGACAGUGACUGAACUGUGUCCAGGGGUCCAGUUUUUUAUUUUUUUCCAUUCCAUGACAUUUUCUUGACAAAACUCAAAAAGUAGUUUGUUAAAAUUAACUGUUCCUCGGUGGUGGGAAGUAGAAGUGUGUGAGCUACAAGGAAAUAGUAGCAGCCUUUCUACACUUUUAUUUUUGGAAACAUUGUGGGUUAUUUUGGAAAGAUGUAUAAAGCAUAAAAGAAUCUGCUGAAAACUGAUAGCGGUUCUUCUCUGGACAUUUGCAUGCAAUGGGGCUCAAUUUACUUUUAACUGUAGGUUUUUAAGACAAAUACCAAACAAGGUUAUCUGAUGGGUAGAAAUCAUGAGUACAUUUUACCAUUGGUUGUACCUUACCUCAAUAGUACCUUUCUACUGUAAUUCUUUGUCAUCACAACCAUUUGAUGAAUAACUUUGAUGUUCAGGUCACAUCUCUGAUGGACUAUCUUUUGUCACUUGUUAGUAACUUAUGGGUGUUUGAAAGGCAAUUGAACCGAGAAAAAUAAAUAUACAUGCAUCCCUGCUUUUUGU
Phycodurus eques (leafy seadragon) is the source of this 1102-nucleotide messenger RNA. It is a transcript of the gene srek1ip1, whose product is annotated as SREK1-interacting protein 1. The transcript has 5 exons. NCBI's taxonomy places the organism in Eukaryota, Metazoa, Chordata, Actinopteri, Syngnathiformes, Syngnathidae. The record is from RefSeq and is a predicted model, not a curated record. Bases 77 to 568 code for a protein of 163 amino acids. Gene Ontology annotation, molecular function: nucleic acid binding; zinc ion binding.